UACCAUGAUACUUAAAAAAAAAAAAAAAAAAGGUGGUGACUCACAGGUCUGCUCCUGGGCUUCAGGAAAGGAAUUGGAUGAUAUUUAGCUCCUCCCACAAAAAUUCUAGAAAGUUUUCCAUUAACCGAGGAGCUCAAGCAGACAGGUCCCGCCAAGUAGGAUGCUGUAGGACGGGAAUUCAGAGAACUUUUCCGAGCUGAGGAAACAGCUCUUCGAGGAUUUUUAGAAGCCGCGGGAUCCGGAAUCAGCGCAACCCUAACUCCAAGAAGUCUCCUUUACCCCGCGCUCCCUCAGCCUCUGCGGCCUGGGCAGGUCGCACCCCAGGUCCCAGGCCAAUCCCAGGUCGCAGACCUCGGCCUAGGGUCCCAAAGAUGCGCAAGUUACCAGCCUUCGUCGUCCUGCUACUGAGCAUCUUCUGCGGAGUGCUAGCCAAGUCAGUCCGUCAUCACCCAGCUGACCUCCAGAAUGUGCAGCAGAGCCCAUCAGAAGGAAAAUGUCAACCAGGGUCCUACCUGUCAGAUGAGGAUGGUUGCGUGCCCUGCAUGGAAGGUAUAGAGUAUACCAGCCACGCCAACAGUCUGCCUUCGUGCAUAAAGUGCAGCAUCUGUAGAGCAGAUGAAGAUGAAAUAGCGAGAUGCAACUCCACCCAGGACACCAAGUGUGAGUGCAAACCAGGCACCUUUAAAGAUGAAAACUCUCCUGAGUUCUGCCAGAAGUGCUCCAAGUGCCCUGAUGAAGAAUCUGAAAAGACUUCCUGUACCCCGAAAACAAACCGAAUGUGUGUCCCCAAAGACUCUCAACUCAACUUAGGCCUCAUCAUAGGGUUCGUAGUGGCGGGGCUGCUGCUGCUGCUUUUUCUUGCAGGUUUCUGGAAAUCUGGGGCAUGGGGGCGAACAUUGCAGUUGGUGAAAAGAGCCUAUCCAGGCCGUGAACAGCACUCUGAAAAUUCUGUGCCUCUCACGGAACUGCGGACAUCCAACCCGGAAAAUGACUCUCCUGCAGUGAAGGCCUCAGAGGAAUCCGAGGAAGCUCCGGAUUCUCCAACAGAAGCUGAGUCUCUAGUUCCGGCAAAUGGAAUCGACCCAAUUGAUGGACAGCCUGCUGCGUCAGAUGGACCUCACAGACAAUGAGAUUCAAGUGAUCAGGGCUAAAACCCAGGCACCAGGAGAAGCUUUGCAUCAAAUUCUGCUGAAGAGGCUCACGCAGAUAGGUCAGAGUGCUUCCAUCAACAAUCUCUGGAUGCCUUGAAAGCUGUGGAAGAGAGGAAUGCCCUGGACACAAUCAAAGACAACGUAGUGAAAUCUGGAAAGUUCAUUUAUCAAAAAGCUACAGCGGAGCCAGGCAAGAUGAC
Microtus oregoni (creeping vole) is the source of this 1351-nucleotide messenger RNA. RefSeq names its product tumor necrosis factor receptor superfamily member 10B-like. Gene Ontology annotation, cellular component: cell surface; plasma membrane. Gene Ontology annotation, biological process: TRAIL-activated apoptotic signaling pathway; positive regulation of apoptotic process. Bases 372 to 1130 code for a protein of 252 amino acids. The record is from RefSeq and is a predicted model, not a curated record. Gene Ontology annotation, molecular function: TRAIL binding. The transcript is spliced from 8 exons. NCBI's taxonomy places the organism in Eukaryota, Metazoa, Chordata, Mammalia, Rodentia, Cricetidae.